Messenger RNA from Durusdinium trenchii, 4110 nucleotides. NCBI's taxonomy places the organism in Eukaryota, Dinophyceae, Suessiales, Symbiodiniaceae. The record is from the annotation of a GenBank genome assembly.
AUGUUGAAGCCACCAGUGAGUAUCCCCCGCGCGCCGUCCAUGCCGCGGGUGCAACUGCAGCUGGAUGUGCAGGAUUCGCAGGAGAGAUCGGCCAGUGAAUCAGAUCGAGAGAUGAGCAGCAGCAGCAGCAGCAGUGGUUGCGAGUGUGAUUUUGUGCCCCCUUGCCACCCUUUGAGGGAGAGAACGCAAGUGUUGAGCAGCAUUUGGCUCACAAGUGCGCCUUGGACCAAGAACAUCCUUGCUGUGUGGCACACAUACCUGCUUUGCGUCGCAGCGUGUGCCAUAUCCUGUGCCUCUUUGGUCGUGGUGCUUUUCUGGCAUGUAGAGUGGUACCACCACUACGAUCCCCAGGUAUCCAGCUUUGACUUCACGCUGCACUUUCUUGCAGCCUUUGUGAAAUCCUGGUUGCUGAUUGGCACCACCAGCGAGCUGCUUCGCUUUUGCUACUUGCUUAGUGUGGAUGCCUGGCGAGUUGAGAUGUUUGAAGCAUAUCGCCGGGCGCUUUGCUUUGCAUCCUUUGCGGAGAUUGCUGCUGGAACUCUCUAUGUUUGUGGCUGGCCUGCCCCCAUCCAAAAUUGGCGCAAAGUCGCCGAUGUGUUUCUGCAGUUUGCCAUCCAUCUCUCCCUGGACAUUUUUCCAAUCAUCAUGGUGGCAGUGGACCUGGCGACCUGGAACAGCAAUUUCGAACUCUCCAGUGCUAUGCUGGCCAUUGCGUGCAUUCAUGUGAUUCUCUUCUGGGCCGCUUGGACCAUUGGGGACUUGGCUCUGAAAGUCAAGGCCUUUUCAGCUGCCUGUCGAGCCAAAGUUCUAAAGGUUUCUCACCUGGGCACGGCCACGCGUGUGUUGCCUUUGGUCGUGUCAGACGACGAGAAGGAAAGUGAGAACGAGAACAUUCCAGGCUGGGAUUUGCAAAACACCUUCGUAGUGGAGGAGAUGGAACCUACCGGGCGUCUCAGAACCCGGAGUAUGACGAUUGCAGUGGCUGGCCCUUUUCAGGCUGAAGAGGUGGACAUGGACGCUGACACCACGCCAGCUGUGUCCAGUACUUCCGAACCGAUCCCCGCACGGGGUCGAAGUCAGAAUAUCCUGGUGAACGAGAAUGUGGUACAGAAUGCCCAAACCUACGGCAAGUUGGGCAAUGAACGGCCCAUGGAUCUUUGCCUUCCUGUUUGUGUUUUCCUGUUUCACCUCGUGGAUGUCUUCCCUUUGGUGCUGUCUUUUGUCGUCAUUCUCUUUGGCAGCGCAACCGGACACAGAGCAUUGGUCUUCUUGGGUCUGGAGACUGCAGUACUGAUCAUCCUUGGAAUGCUCAUAGGCAAGCCCAAGCCAUUUACCCUAUCUUGCUGGAGCAAGCGCUCAAAAGGUUCAAGGCUGAAGUAUCUUCAAGAGUGGGGUGACUCCUUUUGUGGCUUGGGCUACUCGGAUCAACUUCACUCCAGGAUGCCCUUCAUCUACAUCACCUUCCUUCUCGGAAUCUUGGCGGGUGCGCUGGAUUGGUGGUAUUCAAUGUUUUAUUGUGCCGCUACCUUGCUUCUUUGCUUCGUGGUGCAGACCUCAGUGUUGAUCCAAAGGCCAUGGGCAUGGCUCUUUGGACUCCUAGAGAGCUUUGUGCUGAUGAUUGUGGCCAGCGCUAUUUUGUGGGCAAGCCCAGUGCUGACUCCAGCGCAGGAUUGCGGCCUCGUCUUCGCAUUAUUUCUUUGCAGACAAUUUUGCUUGAAGCGAACCUUUGCCUCGGGCAGCCGCAUUCAGCUUUCGGCAUUGCUUCUUCUCUGCACAUUUCAAAUGGCGCUGGUCACCGUCAUUAGCUGCUGCAUUGCAAACCACCGCACUGUCGGCUCCAAUCCAAUGUUUUGCGACCGUGGCUUAUCUGAUUGUCAGUACUACGAUGUCCCAUACAUUGGAGACUUUGGUGGGCGCUGGCCCAUUUGCGAGAUUGGCUUCAGCACAGCCCCGUUCAUGGAACACGACUUGACUCUAGCAGACUUCGCUCUCAUGUCGGCCUUCACCUAUGAGCCACCAAGCCAUGUUCCCAGCUUGCUGCAGCAGUACUUUCCAAACUGGAGGGUGAGUUACAAGCACAUCCCCAUCAUGCUGACAGGCACCUUUGAUUGGACAUCCUUUUAUGAGUUCACCGCGGGGGACAACAGUACCACCGUUUUUGCAGUUCGUGGCACCACCGACAUGUUCGAUGCACUCCAAGAUAUGGACCUGUGGCUGCCGGUGGGCAUGAUGUACGUUUUUGAGAGGCUGGGCCCCAGUGUGAUCCAGCUCUGGGGCCCGGGCAUUGCAUGGAUUUGUCGCCAUGUCUAUGUCCAGCAAGAUGGCAACUUUUCGCUCUCCUUUUUGAACUUGCUGAACAUGGUCACGAAUCGCAUGACUAGCUAUCCCAACCGGACCUACUACAUCACAGGCCACUCUCUUGGUGGUGGAAUUGCCAAGUUGGUGGCCGCUGAGGCUCUGAGAAGAGAGCGACUGCUGCCAGGUACCAAUGUGGAAAUGACCGCUGUGGCGUUCGCAGCUCCGGGCAUUGGAGUGGCGGAGGCGCUUCUCUUUGGUCAGGACAUGAAGUCCACAAAUCGUUUGACAUCUAUCACUGUGCAGCCGCAGAAUGACAUCGUGUCGCGGAUUGACCACAACACGGGUUCUACCAUUCCUGUGGAAUGCCAUGGGAGCCCAAGACAUUGCCACAGUGUUUACGCGACAUUAUGCGCCAUAUAUCGCAACUGUGGCUCGCAGCGCUCAAAUUCGAAAUUGGAAAUUCCAUGUGGAUGGUGCAAGGGCAUGCCAUGUGCUCAGCGGGUCGUUCUGCCAGGGGUUGCGCAUGCUUGCUUUGACGAUGUGAACAAUGUGAACCUGCUUUCUUUGCUGACGGAUGCUGGCAUUACACAACGUUUGACGCAAGCCAAGGUGAGCACACCGAGCUUGACCCCGAAAACGUGGCUUGACAGAUCCCUACUUCAGGCCCGCUCCUGGGUGUCUCCGGUCUUUCUGUCCACCGCGCAUGGCCGUGUCAUGCCGGGCUUACCCGUGGUCGAUGCCGAGACGCCGUUGCUGUUGGUUGGGAACCACCAGCUGUUCAGCUUGGACGGGAUCUUCAUAGUCGAAGAGUUUUUGCGCGAACAGCAGCGGUUGGUCACUGCCAUGGUAUACCCGCCACUGUUGGAUGAAGUGUCGCCGCUAGAUCCUUUGCCAUAUCCUUUUCCUGGUUCUUUGGAGCUCUUUGAGAAGUUUCAGGUGAAACCCACAAGCCCACGAAACCUACUGAAGACGCUGCGCCCGGGCAACGCUGCUUUGCUCUUCCCUGGUGGCGCUCGUGAGGUCUUCAAGCGCAAAGGUGAAGAGUACCAACUCUUUUGGCCUGAUGCGCCUGACUUGGUGCGGAUAGCUGCAAAGGCCAAUGCCACCAUCGUCCCGUUCAGUGGGGUUGGUAGCGACGAGUUUUUUGCCGGCACUGUGCUCGAUUCAGACGAGCUGCUUGGGUUGCCGGUGAUUGGAGAUUGGUUUCGGGAGCGUAUUCAGAAUUUGCCAACCUUUGUUGAGGAUGACGUGUUCGUGCCACCGGUGCCAGUACCACGGAUCCAAGGACCCAGGCGAAAUUACUUCCUCUUCGGCGAACCGGUACCCACAGCUGAGGUUGACCACAAAGACCGCGCAGCGUGCGCAGAAAUCUAUUCUCAGAUUCGCAGUGCUGUCAAGGUUGGGAUGGACUACCUGUUGUCCGCACGUGAAGACGACCCCUUCGAGGACAUGCCAGGAAGAUAUGCCUGGGAACAGGCGACUGGAGUCCAGGCGCCUUCAUUUGAUUUGCGGAAGUGGGGGCGUGUAGCCCAGGCUGGAGCCAAAGCAUCGCCCACAAGCCAGAACUCCUUUUGGUCCUCGCCCGCAGCCAGGCCAGCGAAGCUUCGAACGGAGGGCCCUGACGAUGGGCAGACGCUCCUCGCUCGUGGGCCACAGGUCCGUGAGUUGAUGUGUGCGGGUCCCCUGCUUCGCCGGUGUCAUGCAUCGCCACUCCAUGGCGCUGCCAAUCUCUUUACACUGAUCUUCCUGCUUUUCUGGAGCAGAGCUUUGCAUUUUGCUAUGCUUUGCUCAUGGCUCCUCCGAACUUUUUAA